CUAUUAUAAUUUGUAUUACAUCAAGCUGUUAUUCAUCGCAUUUCUCUAAAUUUUGUGGCAUUGAAAAUUCAUAUAAAGGUAUGCUUCUCUACCAUUCCGUCCAUUUCCGCCACGAUGGAGGGAGACGCCGGUUCCGGCGUAGCGGCGGAUGCAGCUGUUACAUCUGGGCCAGAUUGGAACAGCCUCUCAGAUGACUCAAAGCACAAGUUACAGAUGCAAGAAUCAAGGGGACUGGUUGGUCAGUUUAAACAACUGAAACUAGAACAAGAAGCUGCCAAAAAUUGGGACAAGUUUUACAAGAGAAAUGAGACAAGGUUUUACAAAGAUCGUCACUGGACUACACGAGAAUUUGAAGACCUGGCGGAUUGCUCUUGUAAUGGUCAAACAAAAAUAUUGUUUGAAGUUGGUUGUGGUGUUGGAAAUUUCCUUUACCCCCUUUUGCAGGAUGGGCAGAGUUGGUUUAUACAUGCCUGUGAUUUUUCACCCAGAGCUAUAGAUUUUGUGAAGUCGCAUAGCUUGUAUGAUGAGUCAAGAGUCCAUCCAUUUGUUCAUGACAUAACUUCAAGAAAUCUACAUGAGCACAUCCAAGAAAGUUCAGUGGACAUUGUGUCAUUGAUCUUUGUGCUGUCUUCAAUCAUGCCUGAGAAGUAUGAUGGAGUUAUCCAAAGCUUGUUUGGUUGUCUCAAAGAAGGUGGCAGUGUCAUUUUCCGAGACUACGGAAGGUAUGACAUGGCCCAAAUUCGUUUUGGAGCUGGACACAAACUUGCGGAGAAUUUCUACGUCCGCCAGGACGGUACCAGGGUCUACUACUUCACGACCAGUGAACUUACGUCAUUGUUCUCCAAGGCCGGAUUUGAAGUAACGUUCUGCACGUAUGUGGCACGUCAGACUGUGAACAAGAAGGAAGGUGUGGAUGUGUCACGAACAUUCGUACAAGGGAAGUUCAAGAAGCCUUCCAUGACGAGCCUGCACAUCACCAGGGACGUCAGUAAUACACAGAUGACAAGUGACACAUGACAUCAUCCGGGAAGUGGCGGGGAAAUCCGUUCUUGAACAUGGAUCCAAAAAGCCAUAUACGCGAGCAACAGAUGGGGCGAGCCCAGGGAGAAGAUGGAACUGAUUUCUCUCCGGGGGCAGGCACCGUUCAGCUGGCUCGAAACUAAUAGCUGUCUGACCAUGGUUAACUGAUGCCACGCGUUGGACGUGGGCCGGAUGCGUAACUGCUUGGAGGCGACUCAAGCUGACAAUAAUAUUCUUCCCACGUAUGAACUGCUCACUCCUUGGCUGGAGUGAACCAAGCGUACUUUCCUGGGUGUCGGCGAUGGAUCCGCUUCUACGAGGCCCACUGUGCCUCUGCUUCGCUUCAAUCGAGGUUCGUUUUGCUUCCACAUACGCUCCAUAUGCCUGUACUGUCGCACGAUAUACUGAGAUGAUGAAACCACGAGGUCACUGAUGGAUGGUGAGGACAUUUUUACAUGCACUACCAACUGAAACCCCUCUGCGAAUAUAAUAUGCGAGGCAUUUUGAGAAGUAUUAAGUGUACUUUUGUGUUGCAGCCAUUGGACUAGCCCCGCGGCCCGGGCGUGCAACGCGCUGUUGGAGAAUUGGCAGUGCAACAGAGCGCCCGGCAACCGGCAAGUGCGCAAUUAUCGCCACAUCUGCUGGUGUCGGGAGCGUCGGGACCGCUGCCGCCUGGUCCUGAAAUACCAAUAAACAUCAAACAGGGGGCGGCUAACGCGUACUCGCGUUAUGGUGUCAGCUGGCUAUCGCGGGAGCUACCUAACAAACGACGUGGAGUUGCGAGGUGCCGUCGAAGCUUUGUAAUGCCGUGACUACGGACUUAUGCUAUUGCACCUGAUAUUCUCGUCAUUCGUCAUCUACUGCGAGUUGCCGGAAGAUGCGUGCUGGUCUUUGGUGAUGAAGGACCGGAAAGGAUUGAAAACUGGCACUUAAACCGGCUUGUGCUGGCAAUCAAUUGAGGCUCUGUCCCUCACAUCGCCCCAUGGAACAGUCGCACCAAGACCAAGCGUUUGUGGUUCUUGACUGCCGAUCUGGUGUUCCCAAGUGAAAUUGCUUCCACGGAACAGGACAAUAAAUACAUGGCAUGAACAAUCGUAUGUUAUGCGCUCUAGGGCGUCGAAAAGGUUCGCUUCCAGCUCAAGUUAUUUUCUGGUCUCAAGUAAUGCGAACACAUGUUGAUGUUGAACAUAUGUCUGUGUUGAUGCAGUAGGCUCGUUUCCGUAAUCGCGCACGAUUGCGAGAAUGUUGAAAAUUGCGAGAUUGCGCACACCUUGAAAAGCGAGAAUGUACUUGUGGCGCGAUUUCCCUUCUUGGUACGUUGCAGGGAGGCGCCCGGCACCUGAGGCUGGCUAGGACAGUAAAAGGAACGCAAUGCACAUUUUGCUCCAUCAUACCUGCUGCACUAGGUUGGAAGCAACACGCUGGGCAGAUAUGACUUUUUGUUACGGCUGUCAGCACGCAGAUGUAGGGACUGAGACGGCGAGGACCAAAACGCACCAAGCGUUUCAAUGUUAGUAGUGUCUAUGUGAGUGAGCAUGGUAUGUAUUCAGAGAUCUGAAGGUCUUGCGAGAUCAUUUGGCUUGAGAGAGCUUAAAUACACCAGCAUGCACAGGC
Molecule: messenger RNA, 2634 nt
Organism: Pollicipes pollicipes
Lineage: Eukaryota; Metazoa; Arthropoda; Thecostraca; Pollicipedomorpha; Pollicipedidae
Product: tRNA N(3)-methylcytidine methyltransferase METTL6
Source: RefSeq, a predicted model, not a curated record